Diversispora eburnea is the source of this 645-nucleotide messenger RNA. Lineage: Eukaryota; Fungi; Glomeromycota; Glomeromycetes; Diversisporales; Diversisporaceae. The record is from the annotation of a GenBank genome assembly.
AUGCAAAACAUGCAAAACGUGGCGUUGGAAAAUUAUCAAAUAAGUGAAGGCUGUUGGCUUUCUAACGAAAAAAGAAAAAUUGAAAAUUAUUUCACCGAAAAUUUUCAAGAAUUUACUGUAACCUUUCAACAAGAAGUCGAUGCUAUAAAGAACUAUUUGGACACGAAGCGAUUAGCUGCUUUACAACGAAGAAGGGAGGAAGAACAAAGACGUUUACUAAACGCUAAGCAACGUGAAGAAGAGUGGAAAAGAAAAGCGAAUUUCACUUUGGAAAUAAGAAAAAAGGUUGAUGAAGGGUCUAAAAAAAAACGAAUAGAUAAAAUAGACAAAUUUAGAUCAAAAAUGGUUGAGCCGGAGAUCGAAUUACCAGAAAUGGAUAGCGAUAGUGAAAUGGAAAUGGAAGAUAAAAAUAAAAUAUGUCCAGACUGGUGUAGGCCAUCCGAUCUAAAGGCAGCAUUGAGACGUCAAGCCUUUAUAGACCCAGAAGAAAUAUUUGGGAAAGUUCAACCAUUGAAUAUAGAAGAAAUUUUUAAAGAUCGAAGAAAUAAAUUCCGUCAGCGUUCAAGUUCAUCAAAUUGGGCAGAUGCGGAUGCCUUGACCAGUGAAGAAGAAAAGGAAUAUAAAUUACGUAUGGGAUUCAAUUAA